Molecule: messenger RNA, 5635 nt
Organism: Mugil cephalus (flathead mullet)
Lineage: Eukaryota; Metazoa; Chordata; Actinopteri; Mugiliformes; Mugilidae
Gene: asxl1
Product: ASXL transcriptional regulator 1
Exons: 10
Coding region: 702-5168 (1488 amino acids)
Biological process (GO): animal organ morphogenesis; positive regulation of transcription by RNA polymerase II
Cellular component (GO): PR-DUB complex
Molecular function (GO): peroxisome proliferator activated receptor binding; chromatin binding; DNA binding
Source: RefSeq, a predicted model, not a curated record
AUCGCAACAAUCAGACAAAAAUAUAUUUGCAUACGAACACACACUCUCCUGAGCACAUAGGACCAAGAGUAAAAGAUAAUAAAGCACAGUGUCGGCAUAUAUUCAAUGCUUAAGUGAAACUUUUGAAAUCAUUGUUAAUCAGCUGCAUUGGGCUGCACUGGGAGUUAAAUGCAACCUCGAUGAAGAUGCGAAACUAUUCAAAGUUUUGUCAAAAAUAUGCAAUUUUGAGAAAAUUGAAGAAUGAACGGGAAAUUUAAAUUGGAAAACUUGUUAUUUGUUUGAUGUCCGCUGGUAUUGGAAAAGGUGUCUGGGAAUAUUAAUACUUAAUUUAGCAUAAAAUAUGGCCAAUCCAAUACCAGCGGACAUGAAAGAAUAAUUGAAAAUUACCCUUUACCCAUAGUUUGUUUGCUCUAAACCACUCGAUAUAAAAGCAUCUAAUUUGCAUUUCCCUUUUCAGACAAAAACUUAUAACGUUGUCCCCCUGUGGACUUUUUAGUUUAUCUACCAUGAUGCUUCAUAAACCGUAACAAGCAGUGUAACAUUUAGCGUUUUAUCAGGCAGUGACCAGAUCACACAUCACCUGCACACGUCAACUAAUGUGUGUAUAACGCAAAUGUCUUUCAUUUCUUUCUACAUGAACUACGUGGCCGACUGCUGAUCCAAACAGGAGUGGGACGGCUCCAUUGGCCUGUCUGGUUACCAUGCUGCACUCCCAGGUGAGGGGAGACCGAGUCAAGAACAGUAUCUUCUUCAAGCUCCCUGGACGAAUGAGCCUUUUUACUCUCAAGAAAAAUGCCCUCCAGUGGACAAAGGCAACCUCAGAGUCAGAGACACGGUCAGAGUCGGCCGGCGGCACCGCCAACCCUGCCUCCAGCAGCAGCAGCGCCACAGCGGCGGGACUGGCUGUGACCCCGGUCGGCCCCACUGAUGCCACUGAGCAGGAGAGCUGUGACUCCACUGAGACGACUGCUGCUGCCAGCGUGGACAAUGAUGCCUCAGUGGAUGAGAGUUCAUCCAGCGCCUCGUGCUCUGCAGACGUUCAGCCUCCCAUCAACCAGCCCCAGACCCGGCUCAGCAGAGCUGCAGGACGCACAGAAACACAGCAGACCCAACACGCCCAGACCAGACUGAGCCGUUCCAGACAGUCAGGGAGACAGAGGAAGAAAGCUGUCAUGAUGCCUCGUGUCGUCCUCACGCCUCUUAAAGUAAACGGAGACCAUGUCCCUUCAGGGCCCAUGAAGCGGAGUCGAGGAGGGGUGGAUGUAGACUUUGAAACACCAGGCUCCAUCCUGGUCAACACUAACAUCAGAGCCCUUAUCAAUGUACGGACCUUCUCAGCCUUCCCCACACACUCACAACAGCAGCUACUACAGCUGCUGCCAGAGGUGGACCGACAGAUUGGACCUGAUGGCAUGACCAGACUGAGUAGCUCAGCUCUCAAUAAUGAAUUCUUUACCCAUGCCUCUCAGAGUUGGAAAGAAAGGCUGGCUGAAGGUGAGUUCACCCACGAAAUGCAAGUGCGAUUCCGUCAAGAAAUGGAGAAAGAGAAGAAGGUAGAGGCAUGGAAGGAGAAGUUCUUUGAAGAGUACCACGGACAAAAGUCUGGCCUAACACGAGAGGAGUCUCUCAAACUUACCAUGAGCGAAACCAGUGAAGUUGCAGCCAGUGUUCUGGACAGUGAUGUUGCAGUGGUGGCCGCUGGUACCCCCAAAAGACGUAGCGUGGGUCGGCGGAGGAGAGACGGCAGGAUGAGGAGACGCACAAGGGCCGACUUGCGUCGCAGGGCCCGCCGACCCCUCUGCAAAACCACUCCAGCCCUGCAGUCUGCAGAAGCUGCUGAUGACAGUGCUGCACUGGACAUCUCGGCAGUCUCCAUGGGCUCCCCCAUGUCGGACAAUACGGUGGUUCAAGGAGAGGUGGUGCUGCAGGCUGACUGCGGCGUGGAGCUGCCUGCUGAGAGUGCCUCCACAGAGCCAAACCCCUCUCCCACUCCGGAGCCAGUUACAUUGCCAGACCCUGCUCCCGCACCUACUCCAACUCCCAGUCCUAGCCCAAGCCCAGCAUCCACCAGUGCGACUGAAGAGCCUGAAGUUACUGCACGCCUGUUACCCGAGGAGGCUGCGCCUGCACUGGCUUCCACUACCUCUCCAUCCUCCUCCUCCUCUUCUUCCUCAUCUGCCUCCUCACCUGCCUCCUCGCCCUCCUCACCUCCCGAUGGGCAGGGAGCUUUUGCUGCAGGCCUGGACUCUUCUUCAUCCUCCUCAGCGUCCUCCAGUGCAGCAGUUGCUGUUGAUGCCCUGGACGAAACUGCCUCGGUGGUCACGUCCAUCACAGGGGGAACUGCCACCAGCAGCCGCGAGAGCAGUCCAUCAGCCAGCCCAGCCUCCACCCCUGCGUCCAGCACCCACCUCAAGGAGCAGAAGAGAAGGCCAGAUGAGGCUGAGGCCUUCUCCAACUUCCCUGAAAAGAGGCCACGGCUUGAUGACCGUCAGUCCUUUCGUACCACAAUUGACAGUGUGCGUUCAGAGAAGCCACAGCCGACAACGGAAGAACCCAAGGUGCCGCCAAUCCGGAUUCAACUAUCCAGGAUCAAACCUCCCUGGGUCAAAGGGCACUCCACCUACCAGAUCUGCCCGCGGAUCGUGCCCCCCAGCGAGGGCUCGCGGCGGUCGGGGACGGGGGGGGCGCGCACCUUGGCGGACAUCAAAGCCCGUGCCCAGCAAGCCCGGGCCCAGCGCGAGGCCGCUGCUGCUGUUGCAGCCUCUGGCGAGGGGACAGGGCCGCCCAGCACCAGGCUGCGGCCUGCUGCUGGGCUACCGGAUAGCGCCAAUGGACGACGAGCGCGAGAGCAUCCAGGACCUAUCGAGCCCGGAGGAGGAGGAGGAGGAGGAGGAGGAGGAGGAAAUGGAAGAAGGGGAAGUAGUGGGAUGGACGAGCAGGGAUCGUCUUCAGGCACUAAUUCGUCUGGAACACAACUACAGCUUCUCAAUGUAGACCUCACAUCCCAGCCUUCCCCUUCAUUGUCCACUACCUCAACCUCCAUGUCCUUGGAGCCCCCGCAGACCCCUAGUCCUCACCAGGAAGAAACAGUGGCGGGCGAACAGGGUGGAGAUGGCAUGGAAGCAGCAGCAUCAUCCAGUGUCCAGGCCUCCUCCAAUGGAGUCACAGACAAGCCUUGCACACUCUCCCCAGAACCUGACACCAUACCUGAGUCAUCAGUCCCUGAGCCAGCUCAGCAAAGCCAGCUGCCCGAAUCUGUUGCUGAGAGGCCAGACAAAGGUUGUGAAAAACGUUCACUGGUCCCAACCUCAAUCCCAGAUUCCCUUCCUAGGUUUGGGGCUCAGGGUGUGGACAUUAUUCAGACACUGGCCAGUAAUUGUCAGGCUAAAGAUCGCGAACAAGGGAAGGACACUGUACUGGGGGGUGUUAUUCAGCAUGGCUCUCACCUGGUGGACUCCCACGAGGCAUUCCCUCUCUCAGCUACUGAAAGACGGCAAUCGGAUUCAUCCUCUCGCCAACAUUUGGAUUCUUCUGGUAGAGAGAAAGAUGACGAGGCCGGCACACAUAGUGACUCAACAGAAACGGCUUCAGACUGUGAGAACGAGAGCCAGGAGGAUGAGCAGCAGCCUGACCAGGACUGGUGUCCCCAACUGGGCACCCAGAGAAAUAGCCGACUGGUCAUCUGUAGCCCUCCGGCUCAGAACCAGCAGCCAGUCAUUCAAACUCACGUCUCUAGCCACUUAGGUCAGACGGUCAUUCAGUCUUGCUUUCCCAAUGGUCCACCUCACCCGCAACACAACCGCCCCAACUCCCAAGACCACCUAUCUCUACCCAAUGCCAUCUCACACGGGCUACGAGACCCCGGUGUUGUUGACAAAAUGGAGCCUGGAGAUGAAUGUAGAGCUUCCAGGCAGAGCUCUGCUGAAGAAGAGUAUCAUGGCGGUUUAAAGCCCUGUGCAGCUGCCUCCAAACGACUGGGUAGCUCGGCCAGAGCUGUGUCCAGUGUGGAGGCAAAUAACCCGUUGGUCACUCAGCUGCUACAAGGCAGCCUGCCCCUGGAGAAAGUUCUACCUUCACACUCUGGUAAUAGGCUGGAGAUAAGCCGAUUGCCCGGACCCCAAACCAGACCAGCAGCAGCAACGGGGCCUCACAACCGGCCCGAGGUCUCGGUCCAUUCUCCUGGCCCAGACGUGAAUACAAGUUCUCAGAUCCACAACAAGCCACCAACAGGCCGCACUGUCUCCUGUUUGAUGGAGGCACCACCUGUGUCGAAGUACCAGCCUCAGCAGGCCUCUGGUGCUGUACCGGUCAUUAUAUCUCUGCCACCACCCGCCUCCAGCUCUUUGUCCUCCAGAAACAAGUCGGACGUCGGCCCUUCGAAUUCUGUGGAAAAUGCGGUAAUUCAAGAGUCGUCUCAGUCCUCACAGUUGUCCACUCCAGACAGGCACCAACCAGCCCACCUGACCAUGCAGAAUGGCCCCUCCCCUACCCACGCAGACCCCUGUCCACCAGAGGUAGUCCCUGCUAUUAAGAUUAAGUGGUGCUCGCCACAAUCUCAAGUCUCCCACUCUCAGCAGCAGCGACUUUCUCCAUCCCCCACUGUGAAAAAUGAAGUCGGUGCACGCCCCUCUUGCCAGGCCCUUGCCAAAUCCUCCCCUACUGUACCCAUGAGUGUUACCAAAAAGGAGCCUGGGAACUCAAUGGACGGCUACCUGUGUGGCAGGGCGAUGGAGGGACUCCUCAACAUGGAGAUGACUUUAGCCAGGAUGGCAAAGAAAGAGCACAUCAAAAUACCUUACUCCUCGGGCUCUUCCUCCUCCUCCUCUCCUUCACCCUCCUCCUCCGCCUCCUCCCUUCCCUUCCAGCUGUAUGGGAAGCUCCCCAAGCAAGGUGGAGGAGUAAGCUACACAGCCAACGUGUCGGUGAUGGAUAACGGCGGUUUCUCCCGCAGCAUGGCGGACGGCGUCCUUCAGCUGCGCCCCCGCCUGGCCUCCAGCCAGACCACCCUCAGCAUCCAGGCCUUUGCCGACAGUACGGCCGAGGAGGUGGCGCUCAAGUGCUCGUGUCGUCUCAAAGCCAUGAUCAUGUGCCAAGGCUGCGGUGCCUUCUGCCAUGAUGAUUGCAUUGGACCCUCCAAACUCUGCGUGUCAUGUCUGGUGGUCAGAUAGUUUGUUAAAGACCCUUCGCUGUGCUAUCUGUAUAGUGUCAGCAGCAGGACUGGGGGCUCCUGAGUGUACAGAAGCCUGAUUAGUAUAGGACGAGCCUGAUAGGCAAGAUUUGCCUUGUAUAAUAAAUUGUAUUUUCUUUUUGUUAUUGUUGCAGAUCGGUUCUGUAUUAUUUUAUAUUUUUUUCGUACAGUUUUGACUGAAUUAUUAUUAUUAUUAAUAUUAUUAUUGUUGGUGUUAUUAUUUUUUUUUCUUAUUGUGGAUUUGGGGCAUGAUUGAUUUGUAAAUUGUGCCUUUUUGUUUUCUUUCCUCAAAAAACAUUUACCUCAUCUUAUCUUGCUCCACCUGUCAUCAUCUGGUGGUCAUCAUUGUUUUCAUCCCUUGUUUUUCCGGCAAACAAGGACUUAUUAUUGUCUUCGCGCAAAGAAAUAUUUUUUUAACCAUUAAAAUGAGUAAACGACGUAAAUGUU